Molecule: messenger RNA, 2101 nt
Organism: Punctularia strigosozonata HHB-11173 SS5
Lineage: Eukaryota; Fungi; Basidiomycota; Agaricomycetes; Corticiales; Punctulariaceae
Product: Pkinase-domain-containing protein
Exons: 7
Coding region: 62-2026 (654 amino acids)
Biological process (GO): protein phosphorylation; intracellular signal transduction
Cellular component (GO): cytoplasm
Molecular function (GO): ATP binding; protein serine/threonine kinase activity
Source: RefSeq, a predicted model, not a curated record
CCCGCACCUCCUUGGUCGCAACAUAGCUCACACCAGUUCAGCCACGUCUAUAGUCAUUGCAAUGGCAGAUGAUGUUGGGAUAAAGCAUACCUUUCCCCCGUCGAGACUCGGCGAGUAUACUGUCCUAGGCGACAUAGCGGAGGGGACGUUCGCUAAAGUGAAAAUGGCUGUUCAUACCGUCACGGGCCAUAAAGUCGCCAUGAAAUUUAUCCCGAAGCAAGUUAUCCAUGCGACGAGGACAAAGACGAGGGUGCAGAGGGAGGUGGAAUACAUGCGUGCCCUCAGACACCCGCAUAUCAUCAAAUUGUACGAAGUCAUCUCGACCCCAACGGACAUCAUCAUCGUCCUCGAAUAUGCUGGCGGUGAACUGUUCAACUACAUCGUGGCUCACGGGCGUAUGCCCGAACCUCAAGCUCGUCGAUUCUUCCAACAACUCACAUCUGGUAUUGAAUAUUCCCAUCGGUUGAAGAUUGUCCAUCGUGACCUCAAGCCCGAGAAUGUCCUCCUCGACGACGGACUCAACGUUAAGAUCGCUGAUUUUGGCCUCAGCAAUCAAAUCCAAGACGGAGACUUCCUCAAGACGAGCUGUGGAAGUCCGAAUUAUGCGGCGCCCGAAGUCAUCCGCGGAGGACUCUACACGGGGCCAGAGAUUGAUGUAUGGAGUGGUGGGGUCAUCUUAUAUGUGAUGCUCUGUGGUCGUUUGCCGUUUGAGGACGACGACGUACAAGCUUUGUUUACGAAGAUCAGUCAGGGCGUAUAUCAUAUGCCCAAUUAUUUGUCGUCCGACGCGCGCAACCUGAUAGCUGCCAUGCUGGAGGUGGAUCCUGUCAAACGCAUCACUAUUCCUGAAAUCAUUCAACAUCCUUUCUAUACGAAGGACUUGCCCCGUUACCUUACACCAUUACCACCUCCGCCUGGUCCAGUCCUCCCUACGCUUUCGUCGCUUGUUCAGCCUCCUACGAAGGCCCUCGACUUCGAGAUUAUCGAGGGCCUCGGCAGGAUCGAGGAGGAUGUAGUGGAUGAUCUCGCAAAUCGCUUGGAGGGCAUCGACAAAGACGAUGUUUGGGACUGCCUCAGACGGGACGAUGGUGUGCAGGGCAAUGCGGUCAAGGUCGCCUAUAUACUUCUCAGGGACAAGAAAAGGCUCGGAAGAGACUUGGCGGAGUUCGAGGAAGCGGAACGCGAUGCGCAGUUGGAGGCAAUGGAUCCGCGAUAUGCCAUCUCGCCGGGCGCGAUAUCACCAUUAGGUGGUACGGACUUGCAAGAGAAUCCAUUUGAUACAGAAUUCCAGGAUACAUAUGACGAGGAGGAGACCGACACCGACGAUGCUCUUGAUUUCUCCACUCCAGAUGAGGAGUCUGCAGAAGUUAACAACUUUGCAGUACUGAACUCGUCCUUGCCGGAACAGCUACCGGAACAGCAUCACCUUGCCUCGUAUGUUUCGGCUCGGCGUUCAGGUGCUCCACGGGAACGCGAGAAAAAGCAGCAUCGAACGAAGUGGCACUUCGGCAUUCGUAGUCGGAGUCCCCCAAUGGAGGUCAUGCUAGAGAUCUACAGAACGCUGAAAGCGUUAGGGAUGGAAUGGAAAGAAAAGAAGGAUCUCGGAGGACUCGGUGGUGUUGUCAAUGGAAAGGUACGGGACAAGGACGGCAAGAGGAAGCUAGAACGUGCAUAUGACUAUGAUGGCGGUGGAUUCGUGGACUUGAAGAAGGCAGCAAGUAUCUAUUUUGUGGAGACACGAGCACGCAUACAAGAUGUUGUUGUUCUGAUGAAUAUACAGUUGUAUAUGGUAGAUUCCAUCAACUAUCUCGUGGAUUUUCACCACAAGAAAUCAUACCGGGCCUCUACGGAGCCAGACGCGGGGAAAUUCGACAUGGCCAUGCCAGACACGAUUUCGGAAGCAGGGUCUGAAUCGGGACACGCUGAUCGGCAUGUCAACGUCGGAGAGGACGAGAUUGUUUCCCCAUAUAUCUUCAUGGACCUAGCAUGCAAGCUCAUCCUCGAGCUCGCGGGCGGAGGAGAGUAACCGCGUUCAUGCUGGGACAGUAUGUAUUCGUGUUUGCUUAUCCGUGGUGUUGUGUAUCAUUUAAAUGUAUUGUCU